Molecule: messenger RNA, 1345 nt
Organism: Microcebus murinus (gray mouse lemur)
Lineage: Eukaryota; Metazoa; Chordata; Mammalia; Primates; Cheirogaleidae
Source: RefSeq, a predicted model, not a curated record
AUGAGGGUGCCGGGGGGGGUUGUCCGGCGGGUCUGUGUCCCCGGAGGACCGCGCGCACUGAGGUGUCACCUGCUGUCGGUGCGCGUGCGGCGCGGGAGCGCCCGGUUACCGGGGCGACGGGAAAGGGCGGGUGGCGCCGCAGCCAGAGCUCGUCUGGGCGGGGGCGCGGGAGCGGCCACCCGGAGUCCGGAUUGUCCCCCGGUUGUGUUUGGGACCCGGGAGGUGGAAGGAGCUAGAAAGUUGGGAUGUCCAAGACCACCCCAGAAAACAGUGUCACCCAAACAGGAACCCGAAGACAGGAAAGAGGAUAAAGUCACUGGCAAAGGCAGCGAAAGUGGCACUUCCUGCAAUGACCUCUCCACUUCCAGCUGCGACAGCCACUCGGAGGCAAGCACCCCCCAGGACAACCCGCCCAGCGCCCAGCCGGCAGCCGCCCACCAGCCCAACACCCUGACUUUGGAUCGCCCCUCCAAAAAGGCGCCCCUGCAGUGGAUGCCCCCGCCAGACAAGCGCAGGAACAGCGAACUCUUUCAGACGCUCAUCAGCAAGUCCCGGGAAACCAAUCUUUCCAAAAAGAAAGUCUGCGAGAAGCUGAGUGCAGAAGAAGAAAUGAAGAAGUGUAUUCAGGAUUUCAAAAAGAUCCACAUCCCAGAUUGCUUCCCAGAGCGCAAGCGCCAGUGGCAGUCUGAACUCUUGCAGAAGUACGGGCUAUAGUGACUGCCACGUCCCCCCGCAGGGUCUUGAAGGCGUUCGAUGUUUACUACAGUGUCACCACCUGACUGAUGUUCUAACAGUGGUCAGCGUGAUUCUUGCUGCUCUUCCUUCUUUUUCUGUGAACAGUGGAUGUGGGACAAGAUUUUUCUUUCGUUCUUUUGUGGUUGUUGUUUUUAGAAACAUGAUAAAAAAAAAAUAAGGGGGUGGGGAGGGUAAUGAAAUCAAUAAAUGUCAAAUUGAAAUGGUAUAUUUGAUUAUUCAAACCAUUCUGCAAGAACGAGAGUAAAAUGUGCAUGAUCAAGAAGCGUAGAAUCUUGAUUUUUUUUUUUUUUGAGCUGUGGUCAACUGGACAUGUUUGUCAUUUUGCAACUCACCAAAAAAAAACAAAAAAACGAACCAUCGUAUCUUUGCAUCAACCAAAAGGACAAUAUGGAUGAAGGAACAUAAAGCAAAAUUUUAGGGGAUGGUUUUAGGAUGCAAAUCCAAAACUAUCUAACUGUUAAUGCAAUAAAACGAGUAUUAUUUUUGCAUGAGCACAAUGUUACAAAUAACUCACAAGAAAUAGGGAAGAUCUGUUUGCUGCUUGGAAAGAAAAAAAAAUACAAAAAAAAAAAGCAAAAAAAAAAAAAUU